Messenger RNA from Mucor velutinosus, 1311 nucleotides. RefSeq lists its product as uncharacterized. Gene Ontology annotation, molecular function: protein binding. Lineage: Eukaryota; Fungi; Mucoromycota; Mucoromycetes; Mucorales; Mucoraceae. The coding region runs from base 1 to 1311 and encodes 436 amino acids. The transcript has 8 exons. The record is from RefSeq and is a predicted model, not a curated record.
AUGAUGAAACUAGUCAACAUACUGUUACUUUGUACUAGCAUCUCUUUAGUGCAAGCUGUUCUUCCAACACCACGAUACAAUGGAGGUUGUGCAGUAAUAAAUCAACAUAUUUACUGCUAUGGUGGCACUGCAAAUCGAGUGCCUACCUCAGAUCAUUAUUCACUAGAUCUAACAAGAGACUUUAGCGUAGCAAACUCGAUUGAGUCCUGGAAUAAUGUCGUGCCUGUUGGUGGUUUCACCGUUGAGCCCAAUAGCUUAUUUUCGAUCGUACCUUUAAAUGAUAGUUAUUUGAUCCAUGGUGGAUUGGGAUAUGGUUCCUCUACUCAGCAUUUGAAGAACACAACUGUCAUCUACCAUGCAAGCAACAACUCUUGGAGCGCACUGCAAGCUCAAAAUCAAACACUGAUGAUGCCAAGUCGCGAGGAAACUUGUACGCUUGAUCCGUCAUAUCGGAUGUGGACUUGGGGCGGCAUCAGUGACAACACAACCGCCAUCAACAUCAACAAGACAACCUAUCACGACGAAUUUCAAGUAUUGGAUUUGAAGGCACUAGCUUGGUCUUUCCCAGAUAAUGAUACAAAAACGUCAUUUCAACACACUAGUGUUCCUAAUCCGCGCUUAGCACACACUGCAACACUGAGUGCUUCAGGCCAAUCUAUUUAUUAUAUCGGUGGUUUGGAAAUGAAUGACAGUGGCACUAGCUUGUCUGGUGCUCCUAUGAAUGAAAUUCUCGAAUACAACAUUACGAGUGGUAAUUGGACAACACACACAUCUCCUAAGAAUACGACGAUUCCAGCACCAAGAAGACUUCACACUGCGACACUGAUUCCCAACUCUGACCUUAUUUUUGUAUACGGCGGAUCGGUAACAGAUGCUUCCAAUGCGGUUGCCGACUACAGCUACCUAUUAAACACAACAUCCUUCAUUUGGACGCCUAUCAACAUUGCAAACGCAAAUCUCGGAGCUGGGCCACGUUUUGGCCAUUCAGCUGUCCUACACAAUGAUCGAUCUCUAUUCAUCAUUUUCGGAGCAGAUGAUCUUGGCAUAUUGAGAAAUGAUUUCGCUGUCAUCGACGUUGGUCAUUAUCAAUGGGUUUCCGAUUUCAAAUCAAAUGGCAAUUAUGAAAGCGCUAUUACAGCUACUCCCUCAUCGUCUGCAAGCCCAACUGCUUCAACAUCCAUCAUCAACACAAACUCAAACAGCGAGAAAUCAUCCAGCACACAAACCAACGAGUUUCCAUUUAUAUCAUUGAAUUACAUGAAGACUGUAUAUUUGAUGAUUGGUACUAUGAUCUUAUUCACAUUUUUAUAG